This is a messenger RNA of Pseudogymnoascus verrucosus, 2001 nucleotides long. RefSeq lists its product as uncharacterized. The coding region runs from base 331 to 1848 and encodes 505 amino acids. The record is from RefSeq and is a predicted model, not a curated record. The transcript has 2 exons. NCBI's taxonomy places the organism in Eukaryota, Fungi, Ascomycota, Leotiomycetes, Thelebolales, Thelebolaceae.
AUAUCAUACUCCAGCACCCAGUUUAAGCUCUGCACUCUAGCUUGCCACUAGUUUACAACGGGAGAUACGCUAAAGUGGCUCGCUAACUCCGCUGCGCCAAACCUAAUCCAACGUCGUCGUCAUUAUGAAAAUAGUUGCCAUGGCAUAGCAACGUCCAACCUCCAGCCUCCAUUUCCUCUUACUAUACAGCAGCCUAUACCACAAACUCCUAUCGCGAACAACCACAACCAACCCAUACUGUACGACCACAUCCUGCACGGCAUUGCACGGCAUUGCACACAAACACCAGCCCACCUACACACGCUGUGUCACAUAGCCACAGCUGCACCGAUGCCCCAUCACCACCACCCAACCGCUACAAUGUCCCCCCCGCCGCCAACCUCCGAAACAACGCCUCUUCUCCCCUCCAACUCGGCGCCCGAGCCUGCCCCCCGCGAGACGCGCUCUGUGACCUUCAACCCGACACCCUCUGUGGCCACCAUCCCGCCCACGCCCAUGCCCAUGCUCUCGGCGCUGAACCACCGCCUCCGGCGGCGCAACAGCUCUGGCGCGCCCGCUGGCUACAGCCCCUCGCCGCUGGGCCCCAAUCCCAUCCCUGCAUCCAAGAUCGGCCCGCAGCGCACAUCGAAAACAGCACAGAAGCUGAAGCUGCUGCCCAAUCCCGACUUUGGCGAGGAAGGCCCCGAUGAGGAGAGCGGGCGUGAUGUGUACUCGCAGUACACGCGGAUUAAGGACCCAACGGCGCGGCGAGAUGCAGCACGGCUAGGGAAGGCGGACCGGGAGCGGCUGCCGCGUGUUACGGCGUAUUGUACAGCGAACCGAUACCGGAUGGAUAGGUUAAUGCAAUUUCUCAAAGGCCGCGGGAAGGGAAGAGGUGCGGCGCCAAGGCUGUUUGAUGAGUGUAUCUACACACCAUAUAAUUACGGGAAGGGCGGGGUAGGUGGGAAGACAGUGCGGUCUGCACCAGUGAGGGAGGCACCUGCUGAGACGAUGGAGCGACGCUAUUCGGAUUCCGUGGUCGAAGUCGAGGGGCGGCAAGAGGACCUCAUCUCCCUCGCAGCCGCAGACGAGGAUGUCCCUGAUGCACUGCUCCCGCCACCCGCUGCGCCGCAUGUGAUAGAAGAGGAGGAUACACCCGACUUCGAUACGACAGUCCAUGUCCCCGAAAUUUUUAUAUUCGCGUACGGUGUAGUUGUGAUCUGGGGCAUGAGCGUAGCGCAUGAGCAACGGUUUUUGGGAGAGCUGGCACGGUUUGAGGAGGAGAAGUUGGGGCGCGAUGACAUAGAGGCAGAGUGCUUCAAUUUUUACUAUACGCAGGAGUACCAGGCGCGGGUGUACAAUGACUUCAUUACGCUGAGGGAGAAGACGAAUUACAUGGUUAAGCUGGCAAUUAGCCACGCGCUUGCGCAGAGUGUUAAGACAUCCCUCUUUGAGGAGCUUGUCGACAAUACCAUCACAACUUGCCAGGACAUCCCCGCAAGCAUCGCGCGUACCGGCACAAUCGCGCUCUCGCGAAAAGAGAUCAACAUGCAGAUUGGCGAGCUGUUCAUCCUGCGGAUUAGCAUCCACCUCAACGGCUCUGUACUAGAUACGCCAGAACUUUUCUGGGUAGAGCCGCAGCUAGAGCCAGUGUAUCAGGCAGUGCGAAGCUAUCUUGAGAUGGACCAGCGGGUACAGCUGCUAACGGAGCGGCUCGACGUCAUUGCAGAUCUGCUGGCAGUGUUGAAGGAGCAGCUGACCUCUGGGCAUGGGGAAAUGCUAGAGUGGAUUGUGAUUGUGCUUAUUGCGGCAGAAAUUGCAGUAGCGUUAGUAAAUAUCUUUGUCGAUUUACAGGCAGGCGUUGAUUAGAUGGUUCAUGAGGGCGUUUUAUAGACAAGGCUUGUUUGGUAAAGGCGUAUUUUUUUAGGUUAUGGACAGGUUUCAUGUUAUAUCUAUAUCUCACUGCGUCAUAAGUUAGUUAUGUUCCACCAACUAUUCUAGUUAACCUGCUAAGUUAAUUAC